AUGUCAACUUUUGCCAUUCUGAUUAGCGAAACCGCUGCGGCGGGAAUAUCCAUAACGGCCAAUAACCGUUUAAACAAAGACGUUAUCAACUAUCCCAGCAGCAAAUACUCCACCGUGCAUAUCAGAAUUAUAAGGGACGAUUACAAAGCCAGUGAUUACCAGAUCGAGUACAUUUCCACGUUUAGAAUUGAAUUCGUCCGCCAUGGCGGUAAACUGCUGAUUAUUCGUCGUAUAUUUGUUAAACCCUUUGGCAGGACGCCAGACAAAUAUGCCAGUCCUCCGGAUGGGAAAGAGCUAUUGGUUAUUCUAUGCCUAGGUUGGUGUUUAAAUCCCAUCGACAAGUUUUUGCGCUAUUGUUGCGAAUUUAAAGACAAACAGCGCAAAAGCUUUGUCACUAAUAUUAAAAAGCUAGAUGAAACGUUAAUUCGGGAUGGAAAAGCUUAUAAGAAAGUCUUUUUCGGGUAUAUAGACGAGGACUCGGCCAGACUAAUCCCAAAAUUUCGCCCGUCGAAUAACGACGAAAAGUCUUUCAGCUGCCAAAGUGCAAGGGAUUUCGAAACGCAAUCUUGGACUGUAUCGAAAAACGGUUCGGUUAAGGAUAUGGUUAUUUUUAAAAUUUAG
Molecule: messenger RNA, 621 nt
Organism: Pyricularia pennisetigena
Lineage: Eukaryota; Fungi; Ascomycota; Sordariomycetes; Magnaporthales; Pyriculariaceae
Exons: 5
Coding region: 1-621 (206 amino acids)
Source: RefSeq, a predicted model, not a curated record